Molecule: messenger RNA, 4401 nt
Organism: Microstroma glucosiphilum
Lineage: Eukaryota; Fungi; Basidiomycota; Exobasidiomycetes; Microstromatales; Microstromataceae
Exons: 3
Coding region: 169-4308 (1379 amino acids)
Biological process (GO): TORC2 signaling
Cellular component (GO): TORC2 complex
Source: RefSeq, a predicted model, not a curated record
CUAACAGAUGAGCUGCUGUCUCCCCCUGACUCGGCACCUCUUCCCCUGCGUACAGCCUCGAAUGGAUCGACCCACACCUCAAUUGAUACCCGAUCAGCCCUCGGACUGGACUCCUACUCCUCGAGCCGCACGACCGAUUCGACACCAACUUGGACCCUGUCUCCUCCCAUGUCGCGCAAAGAGGGGUCGGUCUCUGCAGAUCGCAUGAACGUAUCGCCCGCCGCGGGACGAAGCCAUACCUUCGAUAGUCCAUCUCGCUGGAACCUCUCUGCGGAUCAAGCGCUGACACCAAGUCGGGUAGAUGAUGGGACUGUGCUCAAAAGGCAAGCGGUAAUGCUGAUUCAGGCCUUGCGGGUAGCCGGUGAGAAUGACAAUGGAUACUCGUCUGGGGCAGGCCCAUCUCGCAGUGGCAGUCUCGAUUCCCAUGCGCUGCCUCAGACGAAAGAGACAGCAACACAUCACAAGCUGGACAUCAUCAGCCGUCUGAUUGCCCUGCUCAAGAGGAAAGCUAGGGUUCGCUACGACCUAGAGGCAGGUCAGAUCGAUGAUGCUAUCUUCCCAUGUCUGACCGAAGCAGCUGGCACUGACUUGAGAGCUGCUGCCUAUGCUCUGCUCCGUCACACCCUGGUUUCACCUGCGACCCGGCAGCUCCAAAAUUGGCAAUCACACGGGCUAGACCUAUUCCUGCUCCGUUCUACCAUGCGCGACAACCGCCAUAUCAUCGAGAAAGAGCAGGCUCUAAAGCUCAUCCGGGCCAUCAUGGAUGUUCAAUAUGCGGGUGACAUCGGAGGGGUAAAUUCGAAGCAUGCAGACUCGUGUCUCAAUACGGGGGUGGUACGGGCAGUAGUAGCGGCCGCGGAACACACUGAUGACAAGCUGAGCAGCGUCUAUCUAGAGACACUUGUAGAGCUAGCCAUCUACGAUCUCCCUCUCCUACUUCGCGCUGGAGGAAUUGCCACUCUGUUCCAUGCAUUAUCGGAUGGACCCUUCGAUCUCGCGCCAGCAAUCGCCCAGGUCCUCAUCUACCUAAUCGACAAGCCGUCCACUCGGCGCUAUCUCCGUCCUGAACUAGAUCUGGAAUUCGUGCUCUCAGGAUUUACUGAUCUACCAGCUCAAGCUGGUAUCUCAUACUCAGAGACACUCACAGCUACUUCGCAAGUUGUCGGUACGCUUCUACGUAGCUGGACGGGACUGCUGUAUCUUUCCAUGCACAACCGCAAGGCUAUCAUCUCGCUGGUCACUGCGAUGCGGGUGGGGCAGUCGGAGGUCCAAGAAUCGAUCAUUGGCAUGCUCACUAGUAUCUUUGACCUCGGGCUUGGGAUGGAACGUCAGAGGCAGCGGGCAAAAGCCCAUGAACACAGUGAUCUGCCAGAACAAGAUGCUCUUGAAGGACGGAUACCUCAAUCAAGGAUAGCACAAGAGAUCUCCCGCAUCGCUCGAGAGCGGAACCGACAGAAAAUCGGUCUUCUGGACCAGUACAUGUGUCUCUUGCUCGUAAUCUUCAUCGACUCAGGGUUGAUAGAAGCACUAGUCCACAUUCUUGAGACUGCUCCGGAGAUGAGUCGGAGCGCUACAAUGCUGUUGGGAGCUCUCUUUCAGGUUGGAACCCGGGUCCUUCCACAAUCUUACAACGUCCAUAUUCAUCAAUUACCGUCGCUAUUCGCCGGAGCCUCACGACUAGAUGACCCUGACGGAAGGCGGAAAGCUGUCAGCGCGCUCUCCGCCGUCGAUAGAGCUUCACUGCUUCUUCAGAAUCAGUAUCAGUCCAGUGCAAAGUCGACUGCUCGAGAUCGGACCGACUCAAUUACUGAUGACCCUCUACGGCGUGGUCAACGACAAGUCGAAAAGGUCAGACUGAUGAUGGGCAUGCAGAUCGAUGAAGUCGCAUUCCGCAACUUGAUCUUGGAGACGCAAGUGCAGAGUACUCGCGACCAUACGAAGUGGAAUACAGAGGGAAUCUUCGAACUGCUGCAAGGACCCUUGCUGAACCCUCGCAGGCUCGAAGAAGCAAUACGAUUGACGAAGCUGAUGCGUCGACUACUUGGCUUCUUCCAUCCUUUUGCGCUUCUCUUCUCUGAUCUGCCGGCUACGCCCCCUAACAGAGUCUACAUUACCCUCGGCUGUACUCUCUUGACUACGCUUCUGUCGACAUCCGAGGGUACGAAGUUCCUCACCGAGGAUGGACUCUUGAAGCAGCUGAAAGAAGCCUUCGAUGAGAUCGACCCAACCGUGGACGGCACAGCUCCCGAUCCUAUUCUUGCCAAGUCGAGAAUCACAUCCACCCUGUCACAAGGCUACCUUGAGAUGAUUGGCACUCUAAGCUCAACCACCGAGGGAUCGAAAUUGCUCUCCAAGUUCCACAUUUGGACUUCGCUGUACCGACUCUGUCACCUCCGCGCCCGUGACGAUCUGAUAAAAGUGUUGAUCGAAAAAUUGGACUAUUCGUCCAAUGGCCACCCGCGCAUCCUUUUCGCAUGGGUGCUGACAUCGAGCAACAGGCCCCUCCGCAAAUCGGCAACAGAGUUCCUGGCCCGUCAGAUACGUCGCAAGCCCAAUCCAGGAGAGUGGCUGAUCUCAUUGCUGCUCACACAGCUUUGUGACCCAGUGUCAUCAGUGAGGGACAUUGCCGUUGCCGUCGUCAAGGAAGUCUGCUCGUCUACACAAAAUCUGGAGAUGGUCGUGUCUCUGCGCCCUACACUUGAUCAUCUGGGCGAGACCGGUCAUGAGCUUCUUCUGCGCUUCUUGUCUACCCCAGGUGGACUGCGCUACCUCUUAGAGGGCGGCUACAUUGAUCGCGAGAUGGACGAGUGGUUCAACGAACGAAAUCACCGCUAUGCCGUUACGAUGGAGGUGAAUCUGAAUUCAGCUCUCACCAUCAGUCGGUCUGCGGGAGACGAAGGCGAUUCCGAGACGCGCUUCGAUGGUACAACGCCUCUACACUUCUACGGGGAGCUGGCCAAGACUCCGGAAGGAUGUGAAGUGUUGAGAGAGAAAGGCCAUUUUCUCGAAUUUGCAGACUUCAUCCGGCGCAACGGCAUGGAGGAUACCGACCUCGACAUCCUCGGCAAGUUGAAGAGUGUCUUGUGGACAGUUGGCAGCAUCGGAGCAAGCCCAGGAGGAUUUCCUUUCCUGGAAGAGGAAGGGACUGUUGCUGACAUUGUUGACAUUGCUGAGACUUCGCCGGUCCUGUCUGUCAGGGGUACCUGCUUCUACGUCAUCGGCCUCAUAUCGACGACCCGCCGAGGCGCAGAGCUUCUACAAGACUAUGGCUGGCAGAGCGCUUGCACGACCUUCGGCAUGCCUAUUGGCAUCUGCAUUCCGGAAAAGCUCUCCGAUUUCGCCCAACUGCCCACCUGGGAGAUGUUGCCAUGCGCUUCCACCGAGGACUCUUCAUAUCUGAUGCCGCCUUCGGACCCCGUGCAUCGAUCGAUUUUGACCUCGAUCUCCAAUUUGGGAAACUCCAUCCUGGCCAACAAGUCGUCGAAGACGCUCUCGAAACUUAAGCAACGUCACCCUGGUGCCUUUGCAGACCUGACUCUAUUCGUCAGGGCAGUCGAGACGAUCAACACUUUCAAGCUGCGCCAGGUCAUCAGAAAGUUCAUCUGGGACUCCUUCGACGUUCAGCUCAACCAAGAGACCGUUCAUAAGAUGAGAAGCAUUAGAGCAAGCCUCUUGGCAUCAGUCGAUCAGGUUUCAGGCACCGCGAUGGCAAAAAGCACUGCGCAAGGACAGAGCAGUAACGUAUCUUCUAAUCAACCUCAUCUUACUCGCGAUAUCGACGGCGAAGCGCAAGGGAGAGAUCCGCCACACCCUGCGCUGCCGAUCUCCUCUUCGCUGCGCUUCGUGCCUCACUCGCUCCGUCACGUGGACAUGGCGCCUCCCAACCCCCUGGAGGAUGCGGCGAUGACGGAUGCAGAUGGUGAAGACUUCGCCGACGAUCUCAUCGACGGAGAGGAGGACGACGAGGGCGAUGUUUCUGAGAUGGAAGAUAGCUCUAUUCAAGGUGAAGCGGAUUAUCAUGACUACAGCACCGAUGCAGACCGUUCGGAUGAGGCCGCCCCUCACGGCACACUGACCCGAGGCAAAGUCGCAGCAGUGGCCUCAAGCCUUGCCGGUUCUUCUCAUCGAGGCGGCGGAUCUGCGAGACAGUCGAUCUUGUUCAUCGACGAGUUUGGAGAGAGGCGGGGAGAAGGCUGGAGCGAGCCACAGAAGAUGGCUCCUGUGCCCGGCGUGAGGCUGAUAGGUGGCUUUGGGGAUGCUGGAAGUCAUAGGGGUUCGAGACGAAUGUCGUGGAUUGGGAUGGAGUAAGAUUCAUCGCCCUCGUCUGCUGCUGUGUAAGGUCCCCUUUGUGCGCUCUGUGACUACCACUGCUCUGUGGACUUGUAAUCAUAUUUCUAAUGC